AUGUCUCUGUCUCUCAAAGUCAUGCUCAACAAAGAGAAAACAAAAGUACUAUUUGCAGAAACCAGUAGUGAUUUCAUCAACGUUUUGCUAAGCUUCCUCACCCUUCCGUUGGGAAAAAUCGUCACAAUUCUUCAAAAACACAAAGGAUCAGAAGAGGCAGCCGCCAUCGGAAGCUUAACCACUCUCUACAAAGCCUUGUCCGAACUCGACACCGCCCAUUUCUCCGUCCCAGGCGCUAAGGAAAUGCUGCUCAAUCCAGCGAGUUCGUUUCGAGCUGAAUGCCGUAAACUAGCUCUUGAUGUUACCGACAACGCGCCACUGCAAUACUUCCUUUGUGAAAAUGGAUAUUGCUCACAACCUCCUUAUACUAAUAUCAGCAUGUACCCCAAUAUAGCUACGUGUGCUUGUGGGAGAUCUUUGAACAGAGGAAUAAACUUUCCACAGUCUCGAUUCAACGAAUCUGGAGCAUUCAUAAUCAGUCCCUUGCUUUUCAUCAUCACCGAUGAUCUGAGGGUUGCGCCUAUUGUCGCUGGAAUUGUUCAAACUCUUUCCGAUUUUGGGAUUACAGACACUCGAGGGACUGAGAUGAAGCGUUUGAGUCUUGGUCCUUAUGAGAUCCGUGAGUUGCUCAACCUGUCGUUAACUUCUGCAACCCCAUUAACGGAUAUGGUAAUGAAGAACAAUAAAAAAUACCCACAAUCUGAGGCUUGGUUGGAUCAUAUUCAUCAACAUGAUGCUGCUACAGAAUCCAAAAAAAUAGUUGUACGAGCGUUCUUGCAUAAAUCAACGAACAAAUUCUUGUUUGCAGAAGCUAGUGAUGAGUUUGUAGAGCUUCUUUGGAGCUUCCUCACUAUUCCUUUAGGUGGAGUUGAGUUCCUCUUCGACAGCAACACUCCCUUCAAAAAUAUUGACAAUCUGUACAGAAGCAUGUCAAAUAGCAUCGAUGAUAAGCAUUUCACAACAUCAGACAUUAAAAAUAGGCUGGUAAAUCCGAAGCUGGCUCAUGGUUAUCUUUCCAAAAAUCAGUUUCUACCUCUUAGUGAAGAAGGCCCCCCAAAACUGUAUUACCAAGUGACAGAGAAGGGGCUGUGGUGUGAUUAUUCUUUUCAUGAGGAAGAAGGAACCAUGGUUUCUUCAUUCGAAUCUAGCAAGGAAGUAUAUAUCAAGAAACAAACGAUGUGUUUUGUUAGUGACGAUUUAACCAUGAGUCCUAGUUUGACUUCAAGAAUUUUGGUUCUGAAUGAUGUUGGAAUUCCCCUAACAGACAUGAAAGAAACUGAAUUCCACAUUGGACUCAAUGAGGCAUUAGGUAUAUUGAAGGCAUCUCUCACAUCAAAAACAGCUUUUACUGAUGGCCUCAUCAAGCCCUUGUUAAAGCGCCAGUCUAAGAAAGAACGCAUAGGUAUAUUGAAGGCAUCCCUCGCAUCAAAAACAGCUUUAACCGAUGACCUCAUCAAAUCCAUGCCAAUGCGCCAGCCUAAGAGCGAACCUUGA
Molecule: messenger RNA, 1494 nt
Organism: Salvia hispanica
Lineage: Eukaryota; Viridiplantae; Streptophyta; Magnoliopsida; Lamiales; Lamiaceae
Source: RefSeq, a predicted model, not a curated record